GCUAACGCGUUUUAACUGAGGCUUACUAUUUUUAACACUUAACAUUAAUCAUCUUCGAAGCAGGCAGCUUCUCAGCUUAUUUAGGCCGUAAAUUUGAAAUCAGUUCAUUUAACGUAAAAAUUACAUUACUUAACAUAUAUAUGACAUUCAAGGGAAGUGUGCGUCAACUUUAAGAAAUACUGGGUUUUAGUUAACAGAUUAUGAAGAAAAAUCUGAGAACGCACUGUUUAAUUCAUUUAAUUUACUUAAUUUAUGUAUGACGGAUUAUUAAUGAAAUCAUAACAAAACGAAAGAAUCAACAAAGUGUUAAAGUGAAUAGCUGCAUCUAAUUUAAUUGAGUUCUUAUAGGAUUAAAAAAAAAAAUAUUGUUAACCAGCCGCAUCUGGGUAAAAAGUGGCAACUGCAGAAUAUUUUGUGAAUUAUUUCUAAUCGAACUGAGUACAUUUCUUAUUGUUUAUAGUGCUUUCUUGAAUUAUUUUCGCGAUUGAAAACAAUUUGCUACUUUAUUAAACGAACUCUGACAUAAUGUUUAACAAGAUACUGAGACUUACAGCCGUUACCUUGGUAACAAUUUUAUGGAUUUCCAUAUCAGUUGACGCUUGCUUUCCUUCUAAAUACUGGAUAAGCUGCCUCAUCGACAGUUGCAAAUUAGGAGGAAGAUGUCCUGGUGAUCCAACAGCCAAGUGCAAAAUGGAGAAAACAGAUUGCAACGGGUGUAAACCAAGGUGGUAUUCAAAAAAUGGCGAAAAAGCAAACUGCGGUGUCAAAAGAGAUCUUAAAUUAUGUCCUGGUGGUGAACCUGUUGUACAUUGCAAGGUUGAUUCAUGUAAAUGGCCCUGUUCCCAUCCAGACUUUAAACGGGCAAAAUGCAGACAGAGUUAUUGUGGCGAGUGCGCUGCGGAAUAUCUUUUAAAAGGAAAAUGGGUAAAAUGCCCCGUCAGCUCAACCGGGCAGAAAGACCAUUCAGAGAAGUUGCCCAUAGACACUGUUGUAGGUGACAGCUGUCUAAAAGUGCACUGUCCAAUUGAUGUAUGUAUAGGUCAGAGAUGCCCAAAAGUUCCAAGAGCUGUUUGCAGACCGAACGGGUGCAACACGUGUAAACCGGCGUGGUUUGUGGGCAAUCGGCCUGUUGACUGUAAAACUGGAAAACUGGUAGAUGACAAGCCUGUAGUAAGUCCGAAACUACCGCCAUGGCAACGCACAUGCGCAAACGGCGUUCCUCUCACAAAAUGUGAUAUGAAAGUAUGUGAAAAGAAAAUCUGUAGAAAUUUUCCAAACGCAAAAUGCAGACCUGAUGGAUGCGGUGGAUGUAAAGACACGUGGUAUGUUGACAACAAACUUGUCGACUGCUUGAGCGAUGAAUGUCCACCAAAGGUGCCCAUCGUGAAAUGUGUAGACGAUCCUUGUAAAUAUUUCGGCCAUUACUGUCCAGCUGCAGAGUGCAGAGCUUCUCAAUGUGGAAAAUGCGAGGCUAAGUUCUUCGCCAAUGGCCAGGAAAUCGACUGUGCCAUGCCGCCAAAAGAAUGUCCAAUGGGAAUUCAACCAAUAAAUUGUCCAUGGUAUACAUGUCCAGCAAAUAUCUGUCCAUCCAACAGAAGGCUCAUGUGCCGAAUUGACCCUUGUGGACGAACAUGUAAAUAUGAAUUCAUUGACAUUUACAAUGGAGAACCAAUGCUUUGUCGUGUAUUUGACGGUGAUGGUCGACGUCAAAGAAAUAGGAACGGGAAUGUGCGACAAAAUGAAGUCGCGGGUAAUAACAUUGGCAACCCACCACUCCUUGGAGAUAUUGCACCCGCUGGUCCCUCUACAUUUGGCUUAGGAUUACCACGAAACGUUGACAUUGCAAAAGGCGGUUCACACGACAGCUUUGUCGGUGAUACCAAUUUAAAUCCAACCGCUGGGUCAUUCAGCUCAGGCAGUAGCGACGGAUUUAACGUGCAACCAGUCUUUAAAAAACCGGCACCUGCUAUAACCGACCCCGAUUUGUUAUCACUGUUAAGAUCUUUUCCACACGAGAUGGCAAAUAUUCCUUCUGCUAUGAUCCAAACAGCAUUAAAGAAGAACAAAGGAAUGACAAAAAUGUCUAAACCUCUAAUUCAAGAAUCUGUUCCCGUGAAAAGUCAAAUAGUUGACCAAGGUAAACCGAUCUUAGUAAAAUCAAAACCAAAGAGUGUACCCAACAAUAAAGCUACUAGACCGAAAAAUGGACAGUCAAUGAAAACAUUCUUCAGUGUAGGAGAUAACGUUGUUGAUAAUCAGCUGCUAGACCUUGCUCUUAAAGAUUCCACGUUAUCUGGGCUGAAUAUAGCACAACCAUUAUCAAGACCUUCAACAAAUAAAGAAACAUUAAUAAUCCCACCGCUAAAGGAAACUAAAAAACAACAGAAGAAACCAAAAGUUGCCGCAGCAUCUGCAGUGCCAGCUGGAAAACCUUUAAACAUUGAUUCACAAACUGUGUUGAGUGCAAUUCAAGACAAACCUCCAAGGAAAGAAGAAUCGAAGAAGUUGGGUGUAAAAGUUUCACAACCAAAGAACAUUGCAAAAGGCGUCCCUAUAAGCAUUGGUUUGUUUUCCCUGUGGUCGAUGAGUUAAGAACACUCGCGGCCACAUAUGACACAAAGUGAACAAUACAAUUUGGCUGUUUUAUUGAACUGGAUAGUUAUAUUUGCUUUCGUGACUAACGGAGUCGACUUGGACCUUGUGGAAAAAGUAGGUGAAGAUUUUCUUUGUAAGUUACUGGAAAUCCUGUUAAUAAAACAAGGAGAUUUUAUAAUUGGAAAGGUCUGCUAUUUAUUUCAUUAACAAUAUUCAUACUUUAUUAUUAAAAACAAUGUGUUUCUGUGUACUACACAUCCAAAAUGACGAUGUUUUACAAAAAAGUUGAACAUAGAUCUUUCUUGUUAGAAGUGUUGAUUGCAUUUAUAUUAGUUUAAAUUAUCUGGAUAUGUUGUGAAAAAAGAGUCGUGCAUCACUGAACAGGAUCAUAUGGACAGCUCCUACCAUUGCAACAAUUGCGAAACAUCUAACGUUUCCACAGAAACUUAAUUUAAACGAAGCUUACAAUCGGAAAUCUUAAAUUGUUUUAUAUUGUCUUCGAAUAGAUUGGAUAACUUCUACACAAUCAUAUAAUUUGUACUUGUAUGCUGCCAGUUAUAACGUAGAGUGGUGUCAUUAUUCCAACUUUGAUCCAACCUGUGAUUGUUUGAUAAGUAAUAGAUUUACCUAAACGUAAAUGUGACACUGGUUCAAAGCAACCAUAUAUACAAAACAUACAUGUACACGCCCGAAAUUAUUGACCCAGAUUAAUGAAUGUCUGGUCAACAUUUACGUAGAAUACAAUACCUUAUAUGCACUUGAUAAAUAGUUGUAGUUCUUGAUGAUGUAACAGAAACUAGAAAUCUGUUAUUAGAUGAAACAACAUUCACAAAAUGCUAGUUAUUUCAAGGAUCCGAAUAUCAGUUGUAAGUUGAAGUUGUAACGCUUUAGUGUUUUCCUGACCAUGAACUUCUAUACAACGUCAUUGCAUAGGUAUACAAAUACUAUAUCUUACCCCUACCACUUUAUUUCAACAGAUUUUUUUUUUUGUUUUAAAUAUUUUUCAUAUCUACUAUACCUUUAAAAUAUACGAACAUCAUAUAUUUGUCCAGCAUCCGUUUUGCGUUUAAUUGCACAGUAAACUUCUGUACUUUUCUGUACUUUCGUUCUUAUGCGAAACAAUAUAUCACGAAGGCCUACGGCCUUCGUGAUAUAUUCUUACGCAUAAGAACUCAAAACUCGGGUUAAUCUACGAUAAACCACGUUUGGGAACUUAUUAUUUCGAUUCUAACACGACAUACUAGUAGCAAAAGUGUUAUAAAAAAAUGGUAACUACUUUUUACGACCGCGCUACACACCUGGACCGGAUGACGUCAUUGCACGCGAGUGGUAUAUUGCAGAAUAACCCGAGAUAGAUUUUGCUUUACAUGUAUGUAGGUUAUUUUCUGGUCGUGUUAGAAUAUUCCACAGACACUUGAGGUCUGGACCCCUCCCCCUCCAGCCCAAACUACUACGCACCUGUAUAUAUUUUAAUCAUCAUCAUUGUAUAUCCAGACUUAAAUUCUAAUUAGACUUAUUUGAACUAAUUAAAAUAAAUAUAUAAUAUCUCACUAGCUUAAAAAUACUGUGUAUUUUUAAGUUAGUGAGAGACUAUAUAUUUUAUAAAAUUAGUUCAAAUAAAUCUAAUAUUGUUUGUGUGAUAAGAGUCUGGGUCUGGCUAUACAAUGAUGAUGAUUAAAAAGUAUACAUGUGCGUAGUAGUUUGGGCUAGAGGGGGUGGAGGUUCAGACUCCAAGUGUCUGUGCAAUAUUCAAUGUAAACGGGUAAUUAUAUUUGACUUACAUUAAAUUUUGAUUUACAUUUAAUUACGAUACAGCAUGGAAAUGUGGUGGCUGUAAAACAAAUUCCCCGUAUUUGGACUCAUUAUUGUUUUAUUUUAUGCUCCUUUGGGAUAAAAAGCUGCAUACAUUGCAUGAAGCUGACAACCACAAAUGUCUUCUGGUAUCUUUUAUUUAUUGUCACUGAAAUUCAUAAUAAAAUCUGUAAGAAGAUCAUUUGGAAAACAUAGAACGCAACUAAGCAUAAUAACACCAAACUCGGAACAUUAUGGGGGUAAGUGUGAGGUUAGGUGCACCAUAAAAUAGAAAAAGUGGAAACUCCACAGGUCGCUCAACACGACAAAAAACGAAAAUGUUGCAAGCUUGGUUUAAUUGAGCCAUAAACCGGUUUAAGCUCUCCAGUGGUGGUUUUGCCACUGACCGUUCCAAGACAGUGCCCCGCUGUGUUCCUUUAUUUGUUUGUUUUAUCCUUUCUUGUUUUCUUUGUGUAUGUGGCGUGUGUGUGUGUGUGUGUGUGUGUGUGUGUGUGUGUGUGUGUGUGUUGAUCGUGUGCGCAUUUGGGGAGGCUGUGUUUUUAGAACAUGGCUUUUCCUGUUGAAAAUUCUUCCUUAUUUUUAUUGAGUCUGUUCUUGAGACGUUCCCUGGCUUCGGCAUAAGCAGAAUUCUAUUUCAGUAAAAUGGAAUGUACUCCAUGAUCACAAAGGAUCAGGAAACGUCAUAACACUACGUCCAGUUACGGAGAGACUUAUUUGUACAGCCGACGCACGGCACUAAAAGACUGCAGCUAUAAUUGUGAUUGCCUCGCACUUGUAUCGAACCUUGACCGCUCGACUGGCUGUCUUUACUUUACUGAGCGCAUCGUUAGGUCUAUCAUGCAGUAUAUACAAAAAAAAAAUACUACAAAAAACCCCCAAAAAACAAACAAUACAUUAUGGUAUUUGCGUCUUUAUUCCUUAAUGCUUUUAACAAUACAUAUUUAAUUUCAUAUUUAACUAAAAUGGAAAUAUAUAAUAUGCAUACAACUUUUAUAACGUAUAAGAUCCAGGCAGAGUUUUUGUUAUGCAAUAUCUGAUGCAGAUAUUUUGGAACGUAGCACAUUUUAAAAAAUAAUGUUGUAAUCACUCAUUAAAAGAAUAGAUACACACUCCCUGCACGGUCUAAUUAAAGAAU
Molecule: messenger RNA, 5542 nt
Organism: Mercenaria mercenaria
Lineage: Eukaryota; Metazoa; Mollusca; Bivalvia; Venerida; Veneridae
Exons: 13
Coding region: 526-2592 (688 amino acids)
Source: RefSeq, a predicted model, not a curated record